GGGAGAGUCCGAGCCGCGGCUCUGCCCGGCGGCCGGGCGCUACUGCCUACUUUUUCCGGUUCCUUCUCGGCGUCGGGGAGUCUCCAGAGCGGGUUUUUUUUUCCCCCCCUAAACUGCCAUCCAAAUUAAUAAUCCUGCUAAUAACCUGAUCUCCCGCUCCUCCCCACCCGCCUGCCUCCCGCCCUAGCUUCUUCCUCCUCCCUCUUUCCUUCCCACCUCCUUGGUCGCAGCCGGAGGGAAACCUAGCAGCUGCCCGAGGUGGGGGUUGUCCGAGCCCGGGGGGGUCUAGGCGAUGAUCCCCGGGGCUUUUGUUUGCCCUCUGCUCAGAGAACUCCGGUCGCCGCUGCAGAGCGCAGGGCUCGUCGCAUCCUCAGGCAUUUCGUUCCCAAAUUAAAAGUCAGCAGGGGAAACUCGGCUAGACUUGGGCCUCUCCUGGGCCCCUCCCGGCUCCUCCGCCCCAUGUCCACUGGGGAGGCUGCCUGGUGCGGAGGCGGCGGCCGAGGCCGAGGCAAACUGUGGGUGACCGCGCCUGCGGGCGACUUUGCCAUCCGUCAACCGGGACCUGGGGAGGAAGAGCCAGCAGCUCCCCAUCCCCUCCCCCACCAUUUCGGAUACCCCCCAGGGACGCGUUUUUGGGUUCCCACUGACUUCCAGGAAGGACGCGUGCCCCUCUUUGACUCCUCGGGCGGCCACCUGUCUUUGCCGUGGUGACCCUUCUCCCAUGACCCUGCGGUGCCUCGAGCCCUCCGGGAAUGGCGCGGAAGGGACGCGGAGCCAGUGGGGGACCGCAGGGCCGGCGGAGGAGCCGUCCCCGGAGGCGGCGCGUCUGGCGAAGGCCCUGCGGGAGCUCAGUCAAACAGGUUGGUACUGGGGAAGUAUGACUGUUAAUGAAGCCAAAGAGAAAUUAAAAGAGGCACCAGAAGGAACUUUCUUGCUUAGAGAUAGUUCGCAUUCAGACUACCUACUAACAAUCUCUGUUAAAACAUCAGCUGGACCAACUAACCUGCGAAUCGAAUACCAAGAUGGGAAAUUCAGAUUGGACUCUAUCAUAUGUGUCAAAUCCAAGCUUAAACAAUUUGACAGUGUGGUUCAUCUGAUCGACUACUAUGUUCAGAUGUGCAAGGAUAAGCGGACGGGCCCAGAAGCCCCCCGGAACGGCACUGUUCACCUUUAUCUGACCAAACCGCUCUACACGUCAGCACCACCUCUGCAGCAUCUCUGUAGACUCACCAUUAACAAAUGUACCGGUACCAUCUGGGGACUGCCUUUACCAACAAGACUAAAAGAUUACUUGGAAGAAUAUAAAUUCCAGGUAUAAGUGUUUCUCUUUUUCUAAACAUGCCUCAUAUAGAGUAUCUCCGAAUGCAGCUAUUGUAAAAGAGAACCAAAACUUGAGUGACUGCUCUGGAUAACUACGCGGAAUCCUAAGAACAGCUGAAGUCAAUCUAAUUUAACCGUGUGAUGAGGUAGCUAGGUAUUUCAAGUUCCCCGGAAUAUUUUCACCUGAGUGAGGCUUCCCUUCCUAAGGCUGACCAAGAACAGUUGAUCCCUUUGAGUUAAAAAUAAAAUGUCCCAAGGAAAGGCUGGAGGAACAUUUGAUCAGAAUGCCUUGUCUUUCUGAGGUUCCUUUCUUUUGGGUGGAAGGUCCGAGCGCUGGUAGUAGGGAAGGAACUCCACCUGGGAGUCCUGAGGAAGCGGGUAGAGCCAAACUGACACAGGCUUACCUUCAAUUUCAUCUGCCUGGUGAUCAGAGUCUAUUUUAGGACAUUUUAUAGUUUGCAUUCUGAUGUACCUAGGAGAUUUGUUAAACAGAUAUGCUUCUGAGUAUUUAUCCUUCGUUUUAUGCAAUUAACCAAAUCAACCAAAAAAAGGUGACCAUGAAAUCCUGUAUUCGUCUUUUUACUACAUGUAUGAACUCGCUCCUGUGAACGAGUACUGUAGUAAUCCAUUUUAAGGGAGCCUUAUUUCAGAAAUAUUUCAAACUGGUGCAAACGGAAAAGACUUGGUCUUUUCCUUUAAGGCUAAAGACAAGAAUGUCACGCUCUAUAGGUGCCACUCAAUCCCUGUCAAUAAAACCAUGUAGAUAGAGACAUUUUACCCUUUGAAGUAGCUCUGUCCCAACCUGUGGCCAUUGAUUUUUUGGAAGUGGCUUCAGAAAUUCCCCAGUUGUCCUGGGAUUGUCUAACCAUGGACAUCAGCAGUUGUCUCCCUUCUACCACGUAGAAUACUUUGACUUAAUUUUCUUCCAGAUAUAGGGGGAUACCUGCCUGUUUUUCAAAGUGUUUAUUUACUGCUGUUACUAUUUGAUUAGAAUGUAUUAAAUAAAAAAACUUGACUUUUACAAGUUGCUCUUAUGACUUUGAAUCAUAGAGAACGUGCACUUUCAUGGUGAUAGAGGGUUGCCAUAAAAACUUAUGUCAAACGAAAGAAGCCAAGUAUUCAGCAAGAGGGGAAACAUUACUCGCCCUUCUUAAAGUUAGGGGCCACAUUUGCCCUUUGCAUUUUGGAAAGCAUGGUUUAGAAACUGCAAGAAUUGCCAAGUCUUUUACAAGUUGAAUGCGCAUAACAUGAAUGCCCUUUAUCUUUGCAAAAACAUGGUUUAGAAACUACAAAAAUUGUGACAUAUCCUAGUCUUUUAAAGGUUGAGUAGGCAUAAAAGAAAAUAAAAAUUAACAGUUUUAUGGCCAUUUACUUUUUGCCACACAGUCUCAUGACUGUUGCAAAUGCACCAUCUUUUCUGGAGUCCAGACAUUCAUUUUGCCACCUUUUAAAAAAUAUUUGGGGGAGGGGAACCUGUAAUAUCAUGUGUGUGCCCCAAGUGAAUUAGAAAAUUCAGUUAUAAAUUAUAGUAAAACCUGCUUAUCACAUAUCAUGAAAAUAUUCAUAUUUUCAUGAAGCUCCUGAGAAAGAGUUUUGUGCCUGGAAGGAAAACAUAACAAGGCGUGUCCAAACAGCAGAGCCCAACACAGGAGAUUGCCAGGUGGGCUUUAGGAAGAAGUUAUUUGUAGCCUAAAAUAUAAAGAAGAGCUAUACUUUUAGGGUCUGGUCUGUGAUGGGGAGAUAACCUUUUCAUUAGGAUGUUCAGAGUCUGUGCUUUAUUUACCCUUUUUGCCCACCGACAGCAGUUGUCUAGUGUGGGGUGUUUGACUUUUCUGGCAAAACUUCCACAUGAUCAGUGCUAAGGGGCUUUGUGGAAUUUCUUUUAGGUCUUUUGCAUUUCUGUUCUCAUUGUUUCAAACACUCUGAUACUUCCCAGUUAUUGAGAGUUGGAUGCACUAGCAGGGUAUGAGUAUCCGUGGAAUUGUGGAAAGUUCUGCAUUAUUGCUAGCAAGUGACUAAUUAUGAGAAAUCCAGAGGACAGCAAAGACAUCUCCGGAGUGUGCUGUGAAACUGUUGCCUUACGUUUCAGUCUUCCCUGUUCCAAGUAGGUCGAUAAGCAUCAGGAGACAGUCUU
Diceros bicornis minor is the source of this 3454-nucleotide messenger RNA. It is a transcript of the gene SOCS2, whose product is annotated as suppressor of cytokine signaling 2. The transcript is spliced from 3 exons. The record is from RefSeq and is a predicted model, not a curated record. Lineage: Eukaryota; Metazoa; Chordata; Mammalia; Perissodactyla; Rhinocerotidae. The coding region runs from base 722 to 1318 and encodes 198 amino acids. Gene Ontology annotation, molecular function: 1-phosphatidylinositol-3-kinase regulator activity. Gene Ontology annotation, biological process: intracellular signal transduction; phosphatidylinositol phosphate biosynthetic process. Gene Ontology annotation, cellular component: phosphatidylinositol 3-kinase complex.